AAAUAAUACAAUGAAAGGAAUAAACACCCGUCAAGGAAACGGGACUCAGGGUUUUUCUCUAUUGCCAUUUGGGAAAGCAGUUGACGCAGUCAGGAGGUUUAGAAGAAUGUCACGGUUCAGAUCAUUGUGGCAAGCCUCGGUGAAUGCAACAAAGAAAGCUCUAACGUGGGAGCUCGAGGAAAUGGUACCGGCUGCGGAGAAGUGUAUAUUCAAGUUCAGAUCAAAAGAAGACCUGAAGAGAUGGCACCUGUAUUCUGAUUCUGAAUAUGGAGGAUUAUCUUUGGCUUCGUUGGAGAUUAAAGAUGGAGGAAAUGGAUCAGGUUGCACUGGUUAGUGUAUGUAUAGUGUUCAAGUGUGCUUUACCCUUUUCCUUUUGGUUCUGAUAGACCCAGUUUGUGUAAGAUAGACUUGUCAUUUGCUCAUGUAAUGACAAGUCUUUUUGUCGAGAGAGGCAUGGAAAUGUUAAUUAGGAUUCUUCUCCACAAUGAAGAUUCAGUGACUGUCUCUAUGAGAUCUGUUGUGGGAGCGGUAUCAGCCGUCUCGGCCUCUGUCUUGCUUGAUGCGGAAGCCAUGAUUGAUAGAGACAGGAACCCUAGAUUUUCCCUCAGCCCAAUAUAUUAAGACCAAUAUAUGGGUUGUAUAUGUUACUAGUGUACUGUAUUUUGUUAGUGUAUAUGUGGGCAGUGGGCCUUUGAACUUUACUCCUUUCAUUGUUCCAUUAAUAUAUUUAACUAGAUUUUGACCCGCGCUUUUUCACUUUUAUGAAAUAUAUUAUUUGUUUGU
Messenger RNA from Raphanus sativus (radish), 783 nucleotides. RefSeq names its product probable complex I intermediate-associated protein 30. The record is from RefSeq and is a predicted model, not a curated record. The transcript has 4 exons. Gene Ontology annotation, biological process: mitochondrial electron transport, NADH to ubiquinone; mitochondrial respiratory chain complex I assembly. Gene Ontology annotation, cellular component: mitochondrion. NCBI's taxonomy places the organism in Eukaryota, Viridiplantae, Streptophyta, Magnoliopsida, Brassicales, Brassicaceae. The coding region runs from base 11 to 334 and encodes 107 amino acids.